GGCUCACACUCCAACAUCCUGCCAGAAACCCUAGCAGAGAAAAGGAGGAGAGAGCUUAAAUUAUUAGUAUUAGACUGAACAAAAAGUCAUAUUGGUUUGUAUGUUGUUGAAUAUAUAUGUUAGAAACACACUGGAAUCAUCAGUUUAACAUUGUGGCCUUUGAAAAUAGGAAGCGGUGUCAUCUGAAUUCAGAAAAUUCACGUGGCCUUUGACAAUGCCCCUGCUUCCAUUGGCGGCGAGUAUGCAUGCGAUGCACUGAGAAGAAGCGUCGCAAUCCUGGGUGAUAACUGUGCCUUGUCCUCACAGAAGCGUAUGAUAUUCGAGGGAUAUUCACGGUGGCCGGAUUGUGGUGUCGAACAUGCAAGGAGAUAAAGGUCUUGGAAAUCAGAAAUCGCUGCUCUGUCUUCUCUGUCAUGGGUCUCAAAAAGAUCGUACAGGCCUCUGAGAUUUGUUGCAUUGCCAUGUUCUGUUUUGAUUUGAGAGUAAACUCAGGGGCUAAUUUGCUUCUUACUUUUGGUUUGAGGUUUUAGUUCUGAAUGGUUGUGAAUUUUGUUUUGCAUGUGAGAAUUAUGUUUGAGGAGCCUGAAUCUGGGGUUAGAGUUGUCAAGCUCACACAUAUUGAUGUGCCUGAAGAAGAGAGGGAGGUACGAGAAUUUCAAAGCGAUUGAGAACACUUCCAAAGGAAUAACAGUUUGGCCAUGGAUGCUUGAAGUUGAGGGCGACACGGGUUUUUUGGGAGAGAUAGCUGCUGUGUUUAAUGUCCAUUUGAGUUUGUUAUUGUGCUCAUUUAGGUUGAACCCUAUAAUAAUAUUUAGAAUGCUGAUGAAUCUGUUGUCAUUUAAAUUGGCAUUAGUUUUGACUUUUACAGCUUAUUUUGUUCCAGUUCUUUCUUUUCUUUUAGGUACCAAACAUGCCCCUAAAGAAAUAAUAUAAACUUUGAUCACGAGAUAGUUUCAGGAUGAGGUGAAGAAAGGGGUUAGCAAAAUUACCCAACUUCAUGUCAUAAGAAACUGACAAUGGUCCAAGCUGGUGGGUCAAGCUAUCUAUUAUCUAUCUAUUUAUAAAUAAUAUAGUAAUUCUCAAGCGCGCAAUUAAGCGCUGACAACUCAUAUUUUUUUACUCACCUAUAUUUGCCACAUCUGAUAAUUAGCUGACGUGUCAUCAAUUUCCUUAUUUCUUUCCCACACUCUGAUUUCCAACCCUUUGAACCCAUCUAUCACAGUUACUACUAGAUCCUGAGUCCUGACCCCUCACACUCAUUCUUUCGGUUUCUCAUUCUUUGAACCCAUUCAUUAGAGAAUAAAGGGCUUUUCUAACGCUCCCCCGUUCAUAAUUGUAUUCUACGGUUUUGGCUUCCUUGCUGUUAGAAAAGAACAAAAGAGGGAUGAUAUAUAAUUGUUCGACCUCCGCCAACUAUGUUGUUGCUGUUCCGUCCGUUCCACUCUUACGCUCUGCUCCUCAACUCGCAUGCUAAAGGAUUUCGAGUCCUUUGCCAUCAAUCGCCAUUUGAGGUCAGUUUUCUCCAUCCUCCUUUCAACUAUUAUGUUCUACUUCUUCCAAUUACAGAGAUCUGCUCAUUGCACAGCUAAACCGCAUGUUUCCGAGGCUCGCUCAUGGCUAGAGUACAAAAGAGAAAUUGGGACAAGGUGCACCGUGCAUGUUCCACGCUGAUGCUAUCUUUUACAAGGUAUGAGUGUGUUUUUUCAUUUUCUUUUCAUGCUAAUGAAUACAUCCAUCCAUUUGGUUAAGAAUAAAACUACCUCAGUCCCAUCCAAAAUAUAUAUUAAGUGAAGGUUUGACAUGUUUCUUAUAUUUACCUGUUAGAAAUGUGUUCUAUGCUUCUUUUUAUAGUAUCAAUUUAACCUGAAGCUUCACAGUGAUUUGCGAAAAUUGGUCGUGCAGAAUUCAGUUAUCAGGUUUUCCUUUCAUGUAUUUCUUCCUGCAAUAUUUUGGAAUGAUUAUCUCCUCAAAUUACAAUAAUUUGAACUUUCUUUCUGCUGUAGAAAAAUGUUCACUGCAAGACUAUUUUGAAUUUCGAAUUCAGUGUUUCCUUUUGUCUGGAAGUUAACUUAUACCAAAAUGACUAGAUAUUUUUUCUACCUAUACUUUGAAGUGGAUGAAAAAGUGCAUAGCUCGCUAUAUCAAAUUAAGCCACAAUCUUUCUAAUAAGAAUGUUACCCAAAUUAUUCAGUUUUUCCAUUCUUAGAUUUGCAAAGAUGAUGCAAUCACAGUCAGCAAUCUACUGUGAAAGGCAUACCAAUGGUACAAUGUACAUGUAUGAUGAAUUGAUGAUCAGGUACAGGUCUGAUGAAAUUCUGUCGCCUACUCUGGGCUUUGGUCUAUUUCAUUAUAGAUUCAUGAAGAAAUGAACUUGUGUGGAAGAGAGCCUGAUUGCAUAUGUGUUCCAUAGUUAAUUGUUUAUUUCAACUUUUUAGAUAAUUUUAUUCAAUGUAUAUAUUUCUGGUACUUUUUCACAGCUUCUGUUAACCAACCUCUCCAAUGACAUCUUGUGUACAUGAUAAAAGCAAGUUUAGGAGAUUCAUCAAACUGCUCAAAUUUCACAGUAGGACAUGUAUACACUAUUUGUUCUAAGAUUUCGACUUGUAUGUGUAUUGUUAAUAUCUUGACUAUUUUUAAGAUGAAUCUUUUUUAAAUAUUAGAUACUGAUUCUUGGGGUAUUCUCAUCUCCAAUGAAACUUUAUUUUAUUGUAAUGUUACAAGCCAUUUAAGUGACAGGAGAUUAAAAGGAAUCAAAUCUGAAACCAUUCUAAAACUUUUUAAAAAUAAUACUGUAGAAGUGUAUAACAUUUUCUCUAUUCUGCACAACCACUUUGAAUGCUGGUGCAGAGUAAGAGAAAGGAAAUAUACCUCCUGACCAUGAAUGUGGAAAAGUAGAUUACAACCACUGCAAGUUAAUGACUAGAAAAUGUUUUCUUUUUAGAUUAUUGUUGAUAUGUUUAGAUGGAAAUAUGAGAAAAAUUGGGGUCUACUUGGUUGAUUAGUAACUAUGAUGCCCGAUAAUAGCCUAUUUCAAAAGUUUAGAAAGAUAGGUUAAUAUAACACUUUUGAUUCUAGCAAAAUCACGAUGAAUUAUUCCGCCUCGCAUCGCGCGGGUUUGAGUCUAGUAAUAUAGUAAUGCUGAAGCGCGCAAUGUGGCGCUGCCACAUCAACGUUUAUUCCUCUAACAAAAGAGCCCACAUCAGCAAUUUUAAUGACGUGUCAUAAUGUAAUUUCUGAAGGAUGGAACAGAGCUAGAGAUCCACACACACAGAAUAGAAGAUCGACAGACACAAAAUAGAACUACAGAUCAACCCCGUAAAAACCUUAUUUUCAUCUUCCCCAAUCCUCUUGGUCGAGAACCUCACGGUUCGUCAGCCUGCAACUACGACGAUGGCGACACAACCACUUCUUCCUCCCGUGAUACAGGCUUCAUGAACCAACCAUGGCUGCCCCCUUUUCCUGACAACGGGCGAGGAAGCGACGCAGACUCUUCUCCCUUCUCCCGCGACUAUGUCAACGGUGACAAGUUAAUUCCGACACUAUCCUUCUUCUUUCGCUUCCCCUCCCGUGAGUUAGUGUUCGGGAACUAUGUAUAUUUCGCUGUGCAGUUUCAUCUCCGCUGAGCCCAGCACCCUGUCCCCUUCAAUUUUCGAUGGCCAAUUGCUCCAGGAGCAAUAUCAGAGUCCAACUUCGAUGGAUAUCAUGGAAACGACAAAGGUUGCAGAAACAACAUUUUUACAAGAUGGGAGAAAGGCAGAACAAUGCAUUCCCCCUUUGCUUUUAGCUGCGCAGAUGCCAAGUUGUAAUCAAUCAUAUCUCUUCCAAGGUAAAAUGGUUCUACUGGAUAAAUUACUUUCCAAACUAAAAGAACGGGAUUCCAGGGCACUUAAAUUUACACAGGUGGUUUGGGCAUGUAUGGAAUUGAGCAUCAUGUAUUCGAUAGAGUUGUUGGCCAAAUUGGAAGUAAGGGACCAAAUGCCCUGCAGACCUACACACUUCCGAGACUGGACAAGUCCAGAUUAUUUAAUGUUUCAUGGAUACCAACAUUCCCGCAUAGAAGACAAUAUUGAUGGAGAACAUCGUCAUGCUUCCAUUGCUGUUUUUGUUGCCAUUAAUCUUGCUACUGCUGACAUUGACAUUCUUUAUCACAGUGACUGGUUGACCUAUAAGCUCAAGAUCAGGCUCAUAGGAUUCGCCAGAAGAAAGAAGUUGAAGUUUACAUAUUCUGCUCAGAGUUCUAUGUUAGAGUGACGUGUUACAUGCUCAAAACCACAAGUUCUAGCUCAGGCUUGGCUAUUCAAUAUUUGCUCACAACAAAUAUCAUCGGAUGAAGAAGAACCUUUGGUGUUUAAAAAGAAAAAAAAAAGCUAGCAUUGGAAAAGUCGAGACAGCGUGCAUCAUUUGAUCAAUAAGAAAUCAACGGCACAAAUGACAUUACUUCAGCAGAUGAAGAACAAAUUUUGAUUCAAACCCUGAGGACAAACACAUCUAAGAGAACCAAAGUUAGCAAUACAAACACCACAAGGAAGCCAAAAAGAAGACAAAAAAAAUAGAGAGUAAUUCCAUGUGUAGCUUAUAUUUCAUUUCCUACAAUUUACGUCAUGUAUUUGACUAUUUUAUUUCAAAAUCAAAAGCUUAUUUUAAUUA
Molecule: messenger RNA, 4647 nt
Organism: Lotus japonicus
Lineage: Eukaryota; Viridiplantae; Streptophyta; Magnoliopsida; Fabales; Fabaceae
Product: probable chromatin-remodeling complex ATPase chain
Exons: 12
Coding region: 3589-4251 (220 amino acids)
Source: RefSeq, a predicted model, not a curated record